CACACUAUUCUCUUUUAACACCUCUCUCUCUCUCUCUCUCUCUCUCUCUCUUAACCUCACCAUUAUUUAUACCUCCCCUGCCUUCUCAACCCCUUCACUCUCCAGAACAUCAAAACCCUGCUCAAAAUUUUCUAUUUAAACCCACUAAACCCACUAAACCCACCACCAACCAGCUGCUCCACCACUUCAAUCUCUCAAACAUUAAUUUAUCAAAGAAAUUAGGGAAACUAAUUAGUAAAAUGUCUCCUGCAGCAAAUUCUUCAUCAAGAUGGUGCCCAACCCCAGAGCAACUGAUGAUCCUUGAGGAGAUGUACAGGGCUGGCAUCAGAACCCCCAACGCCUCUCAAAUCCAACACAUCACUGCCCAGCUCUCCCUCUAUGGCAAGAUUGAGGGCAAAAAUGUAUUUUACUGGUUCCAGAACCACAAGGCCAGGGACAGGCAGAAGCUCAGGAGGAAGCUUUGUAAGCAACUGCAGCAACAGCAACUUCUCUAUCAUCACCACCAUAAUUAUCAUAAUUACCAUAAUAACCCUUAUCAUCAUCAUCAUCACCAGCAGCAGCAGCAGAGCCUUCUUGGGUACCUUGAUCAUCUCAGCCCUCCUGCUUCUUCUUCUGCUCUUCAACAACUUUCCAACUGUCAUAAUUACUCAUCAGCUGGCUUUCUUCCUCCUCCUCAGGUGGGAGUUGAAGAUGCCUUGAUGAACCACGCGUGGAAGAUGGAGAUCCCACAGAGGGUGGAGAUGGAGAAGUCCGUGAUGAGUAUGUACGGCCGUGAUUGGAUGAUGAUGAUGAUGGAGGAUAUGGGCCCACCCUCUCCAUGUUGCAGUACUAGUACAAGAACUACUACUACUAGACAACCCCUCAAGACGCUUCAACUCUUCCCCAUCACUGCCACCAAUCUCAAAGAAGAAUCCUCACCCUCCUCCUCCAAUCCUCUCUCUCCUCCCACCACCCCCACACCAAAUUACUAAAAACCCCAAGCCAAGCCACUUCUUCAACUGCAUGCAUCUCUCUCUCUCUCUGGUGACUUUGUUUAGUGUGUGUCUUGGUUUCUGUUAUGUGUUUUCUGGGCUCUUCUUCUUCUGUUCUGUGAUAUGAAAGAUCUCAAUUGU
Messenger RNA from Prunus avium (sweet cherry), 1112 nucleotides. The record is from RefSeq and is a predicted model, not a curated record. Lineage: Eukaryota; Viridiplantae; Streptophyta; Magnoliopsida; Rosales; Rosaceae.